AUGAAGUAUUCAGGCUAUCCAGUGAUUGGAAACCAUAGCGACCUGAUGUCAUCAGGAAGUUGUCUGGAUAGCAAAGAAGAUGGUUUAGCCACGGCUUGUCCCUGGGACUCUCGUGUACAUGGCCAAUUUUUCCAUCAGACCACGUUCACCAUACCCAUUGAGAACGUUGAAGAGUUUAUCAGCGACAUCAAAACUGGUGUAUUAAUCCGGUAUGUUCAACCAUCAUUUGCAUACUUGGUCAUCGAAUUUGAGGGUAUGGAAUUCGAGUUUACAUACUACAGAAGCAGAGACCCGUUGAUGCCCCGUAUGUAUGAAGAUUAUCUCGAGGAGAUUGAGCAGAUGGGUAUGUUCAAGUACGGGGGCCUACCACAUUGGGGUAAGAACAGAAAUGUUGCAUUUAUCAACGCCACUGAGAAGUACAAGGAUGCAUCUCAGUUCUUGAAGAUGAAGCAGAUGUUCGACCCACUACAACUAUUCUCGAGUAAAUGGACGGACGCAGUAUUGGGUCUAGGAGGCGACCUUACAAGAGAUACAGAAGGUUGUGCACUGGAGGGGUUGUGCAUCUGUUCCAAAGAUGUCCAUUGUUCCCCUACGAGAGGUUACUUCUGUCGACCUGGGAAGAUCUAUAAGGCAGCACGGGUCUGUGCCCACAUAUGA
Molecule: messenger RNA, 657 nt
Organism: Capsella rubella
Lineage: Eukaryota; Viridiplantae; Streptophyta; Magnoliopsida; Brassicales; Brassicaceae
Product: probable L-gulonolactone oxidase 4
Cellular component (GO): membrane
Molecular function (GO): D-arabinono-1,4-lactone oxidase activity
Source: RefSeq, a predicted model, not a curated record